AGCUUGACACUGACCAACCCAGCUGGUUUGUUUUCUUUUCCUGAAAAAUUUUCAUCCUUGAGCGUCGAUUUUUAUACAAUUCAAAAAAUAAUUCAUGCAAAAUGCAAUUUUACAUAAAAGAAGUGUAAAAUAUAUCUAGCAGUGUUAUAUAAUGUGUUUUCCAAGUGUAGUUUUUGUGUUUUUACUUUGAAUAAGUGAAGCUGGAAACGGGUGGCACGUUGCCCAUUGCAGACAGCCUAAAAUAACAAUUGAACGGCAUUUUAUGAAUUUGUGCUUCGAACGCAGACAAUAAAAAUUUAAACUAUCGAUUUUCUACGAUACCUCAUGAAAGAUGCACCUCAACCACGCCACUGCAAUGGCUAACUACCAACAUUACCCGCCACCUCAAAUAUCAACGCAUGGUGGCACGCCCACCACAGUACAGCAGCAGACUACUAUAGCGACGGGCAGUACACCAUUUACAUUACAUCAAUUGACUGCUGUACAAGCUAUACAACAUCCAACGCAUCAGGCUAUGCUACACCCGCAACAUCCGCUGGUGCAUUUACUUGAUAUUUCUACAACAAAUACACCGAAUCCAACACCUGUGCCGCCAACGAAAGUGGAGUUACCGGAACCCGAACCGAUUGAAGUGAAAGUAGACGAUCCGCGCAAGAAGAAGGAAUGCCACGUCUGCAAGAAUAAAUUUCGACAGUUAACUACUUUGCGCAAUCAUAUGAAAAUCCAUACCGAUGAGCGGCCGUAUAAGUGUAAGCAUUGCGAUCGAGCCUUCCGCCAAAUUUCAACGCUCACCAAUCAUGUGAAAAUUCAUACUGGCGAAAAACCGUUCACAUGCACUAUAUGCGCAAAAGAUUUUCGCCAACAAAGUACACUAAUCAACCACAUCAAGACACAUAAAGAAUCGAGUACCCCAACCUCAUUGUUGAAUUAUCAGCCGGGUAGUAAACUAAAUCAUCGCAAUUCGAAAUUGGCUCAAAAUCAAAUGGUAGACUAUCAAAAUCGAUCCAUAACAAAAACCCUUUAUACUGGUAGCUACAGCUCGCCGCAGGCCGAGGAGCUGGUCAAACCGUAUCAGUGCAAUGUAUGCAAAAGACGAUUCCCACAACUAAGUACACUACAUAACCAUGAGCGAACACACAUCGAUCCCAAGCCGUAUAAAUGUGACACAUGUGACAAGUCCUUCAGUCAACUGGCCACUUUAACCAAUCACAAAAAGAUUCAUACCGGUGAUAAGCCAUAUGCCUGUUCCUUUUGUUCCAUGCAAUUUCGACAGCAGAGUACUCUAACCAACCACAUGAAGACACACACCACAGCUUUUAUUUAAAUUUACACGCAAACAGCCGUCAGCAAUACGCAUGCAGUGCCAACCACAACAACAACAAUGGCAGCCCCACAUGGACUCAAUCACAUGACCACAUCAAGUCUUGUAGCACAUGGAGAACAUCCACCACUCAAUAACAUGGUACAUCAACAAUUGCAAGCCGAACAUCCACUUUUGCAUUUUCUCGAUAGCAACACCACAGUAAGCACCAUUGCGAAGGAGCCAUUCAAUCCCAACACCAGUCGUCGUUUCAAAAACGAGGCCGAUAGCUUAAUGCUAGAGAGUCCGGAUCGCCCAUUUCCAUGCGCCAUUUGCCGAAAGGCCUUCUCACAACAAAGCACUUUGGCUAACCACAUUAAGACGCACACCGGCGAAAAGCCAUAUAAAUGCAAAGUAUGCGAGUCGAACUUUCGACAACUGUCCACCUUGAAUAAUCAUUUAAAGAUACAUACUGGCGAAAAGCCCUACAGCUGUUCCUAUUGCCCUAAGCAAUUCCGGCAGAAAAGCACUCUUAUUAAUCAUGUCAGAAUUCACAAUUGUUAAAAUGGCCAUGCAAAUAAUUAUCCAAUAAUAAGCAUAACGACGUUGGUGGACCAAAAGCUAUAUGAAGUAAUAAUCAUAAUAAUAGAUGUAUUGGCUAACUAGCCCAAUUGGAAAAUUGGAAAUAGCAGAUAACCAUAACCCACACAACCAAUAAACAUAGAUAUAAAUGGCAUUAUCAGCAUACCUACCACACGUGCUACCAUGGGUGGUAGAAACAAUGGAAGUAAGCAAACACCAUUGUUAUUUCGGUGUUCAAUAACUAUAACCAGCUGCUAAACGUAAUGAGUUACCUACCUGCUGUGCAAUAUGUAUUGUCCAUGUAAAUUUAUUAUAUACUAAAGAGCUGCUUGAGUAAGUGCGAAUGCGUAAGAUAACAACAGCAUCGCAGAUUUCGGAAAAAUUGCUUGAUGGCAUACAAUUAUUCUGUAUGCCAUAAAAUAUAGGGAUGUUGCAAUAGUAAUUGUUAGUAUUUCGUCAUAAAUUUUUCACCUCUCCUAUUUGUGCUUUGAGGUUAAAUAAUUAAUUUUGAUUUGCAGUACUCUCCACCGUAAAACUUAUUUUAUUUUUAUUUUCUCAUCUUCCGUUAGUUACGUUAAUAUUUAACAGUUCAUUUUGGUGUUAACUGUACUUGCUUGUUUUUGGAAUUCCAGUGUAGUCUUUUAUGACAAGUGCUCAAAAGUAAAACCCAAGUUGAAUAUUUUAGGAAAUGAUCUAUUAGCAAAAUGUUAAAUUUUUUUAAAUUUCUGAUAAUAGUAGUUCACAAAAGUUUGCAGAUCAAAUUUUUGAUCUAUUUAAUUUCGUUAUUGUAUGGAGGCCGUGAGUAAGUGACAGUCAAAAUGCGGUGUGGCAAACCAAUAACUGAGAUAGUUAAGAGAGAAGCUUUGAGCAAAAUCGAAAACACUUUAUUUAGACAUUUUAUAUAAUAACUGCAAAGCUUUUGUAUAGUGUUUAUUGUUAAAAUAUCCUCAGCCCUACAAGUGAGGUUAACUAAUAACCAAAAAGCGGAAAUGAUUUACCCAGCAAGUCACGCCUACUCGAAACUUCAAUACAUUGGAAAAUUUUAAUGAAACCAAUACAUACACCCAUUGCAUCGCAUUAUACAUUUGAUUAAGAAAGGGAUGAACGCUCACACGUACACGAGAGUUUCAUUUAGAAUUGUAAAUUGGGCUUCAAAAACUCAUAGAAACUUUAACAGAAAUUUCCGGUAAUUAACAUGAUUUUACAAAAGCUGACUUGCAGGGUAAAAAUGCAGUUUGCAAAUAUUUCAAAUUUUAGAACAAGAUUCUGCAAAUUCGCUAUAUAGUUCAGUGAGAAUUUAGGUUAUAAGUUUGACUUUUAGAAAUUUAUAACGAACAGAAAUUCUUUUUAAAAAAUAGUCGCUUACAAACUACGAACCCUGUAAUUUGUAGAAAAUAAGAAAAGGAGGAACUUAUUGACUAAAUACAUUUUAAAUGUUUUUUUUUUUUAAUAUUUGAAGAUUUAUUUUCAGUAUUUCAAGGUUAAUUUUAAAUCUUUGAAGUUUUUUAAAUAUUUCGUGCUUUGUUUGUGUAAACCUUUAGCAAAAAUGACUUAAAUUAAAAAAUAAGGUUUUCAGUGCAAAUCAAGUAGAGAUCUCUCGGAUCGGAAAAUUUCCUCAAAUAACGAAAGCAUUUUCAGCAUAUUUAUAACGAAAGUUUUUCCACUGUUACAACAACUAUUUUUCCUGCGGUGCCAUGAAAAUCAUUUCUUUUUCGUGAUCGACAUCUGCGAAUUGCCGGAAAUGAUACAAUUUCCCUUACUCUUGCAUGUCUCUGCUAUAUACAUACACAUACAGGGUGUUCUCUUUUGUUUCAAAAAAGUUCGCUUCUUGUUUGUGCGGAUGUUUUCGACGAGCAAAAAAAAAAAGGUAAAAUAAAAUAAAGUUAAAUUAAAAAGAACAAGCAAAUUAUAUUUAACAUGCAUAAUUGUACUAUUACGUAUAAAACCAAUUAUAAUGUGCGUAGAACAAAAACGUUUAAUAAAAUUCAUGUAGAAUAAAGCGAUAUUUGUAAGCAGAAAAUA
Molecule: messenger RNA, 3904 nt
Organism: Bactrocera oleae (olive fruit fly)
Lineage: Eukaryota; Metazoa; Arthropoda; Insecta; Diptera; Tephritidae
Source: RefSeq, a predicted model, not a curated record